This is a messenger RNA of Neoarius graeffei (lesser salmon catfish), 1353 nucleotides long. RefSeq names its product ribonuclease P/MRP 30 subunit (gene rpp30). The record is from RefSeq and is a predicted model, not a curated record. Gene Ontology annotation, cellular component: nucleolar ribonuclease P complex; ribosome. Gene Ontology annotation, biological process: translation; tRNA processing. Bases 131 to 922 code for a protein of 263 amino acids. Lineage: Eukaryota; Metazoa; Chordata; Actinopteri; Siluriformes; Ariidae. Gene Ontology annotation, molecular function: structural constituent of ribosome; RNA binding. The transcript has 11 exons.
AGUGAGCCUUAAAGCACGUUUAUAUAUGGCGUCCAUGCUUCAGCUCGCUACGAAAAUACGGUUAACUUAAUUUUUGUAAAACCAACCAACACACACACAUAUAUUUUGAAUGUGAAUAUACAUAUUGAAAAUGUCAGUAUUUAUGGAUUUAAAUAUAAUCGCUAUCAGCGACAAGAAAAAGCUGCAAAACAUGAUCGAGACAGCUGCUCACCUUGGCUACUCUACAGUUGCAAUAAAUUAUGUAGUGGAGCCACAUCAGAAUAAACAGAAAAUUCCUCAGCCAUUAUCUGUUUCAGAAUUGUGUGAAAAACUCCCCAUAGUACAGGGUAAAUCCAGACCCAUUAAAGUGCUGAACCGGUUGACUGUGGUGGCCACAGACUCCUCUCACUUUAGACCGUCCAAGAACUUUGACAUUUUGGCUGUGUAUCCCAAAACAGCGAAACUCUUCCAUGCUGCCUGCAUGACAAAUGAUGUUGACAUCAUCUCCAUAGCAGCGAAUGAAAAACAGUCUUUCCACUUCAAACGGGCAUCAGUAAAUGGGGCAAUCGAAAGGGGAGUAUUUUUUGAGAUAAGCUACACAGCGGCCAUCAGAGACUCCACCAUGAAGAAAUACACAAUCGCAAAUGCCAUCAGCCUGGUGAAUAUAUGCAAGGGAAAGAAUGUCAUCAUGUCAAGUGGAGCAGAGACACCUCUUGAGUUGCGUGGCCCAUAUGACAUCACCAAUCUUGGGCUCGUGUUUAGCCUCUCUGAAGGGGACGCCAAAGCUGCAGUCUCCACAAACUGCCGAUCUGUUGUACUGCAUGCAGAGACUCGUUCGACAAAGCUGGGUAUUCUUCACGUGAAGAAGAAGAGCCAACCACCCAGUGAGCAGCCAGAGGAAGAAACUCCAGCCUUAAAGAGGGCCAAAACUGAAACACUUUAGUUCAGAUUUCCAGUCGGAACAUAAUAGUAGUUCAUUUUUGUUUAGUCUGCCAAUUGAUUUACAGUAUUCCUCCAGAAGCUAGUUUUCACUUUUGAGUAUCAGGGUGAAUUUUGCCUGAACUGCUGGCUUUAUAUUGAGUCAGAUAUGACAAUUUUAUGAUCUGUUGGUGUGUUUUAUGCUCGUGUGAUAUUGACAGACACAACACUGAUAUGAGCACAUCAAAUAGUUUUCUAUCAUGCUGCCAUCACUGCUGUAAUAUAUGUCAGAACGUAACAGAAGUUUGCAUUCUGAUUGAAUCAGCGUGAUUACUGUGAGGAUCAGUAUCUGUUCAUGUACUGCUUGUCUGAAAUGACUAGAAAAAAGAAAUGAUACUGUUCUAGUUUAUAACCUGUAUUUUCAGUCAAUUUGAAAUAAAUGUCAUGAAACUCCUA